Molecule: messenger RNA, 1699 nt
Organism: Rhizophagus irregularis DAOM 181602=DAOM 197198
Lineage: Eukaryota; Fungi; Glomeromycota; Glomeromycetes; Glomerales; Glomeraceae
Source: RefSeq, a predicted model, not a curated record
AAAAAAAAAAAAAAAUGAGUACUCACGCUACCUCUACUUAUCAAAUAAAUGCAGAAAUUUCAAAUGCAGGAAAAAAUUAUACAUCAUGGAAACCACCAGACUCUUUUUCAAUGGCUAGAGAAGAACAAAUUUUUCUUGUAAAUAAUGAAAUUGGACAUCAAAAACAAGCUCCACAGCCAUUUUCUUUAGUACCAAUGAAUGUUGAAGAAUCUUUAACUUUAUCUGCGUGGGAUAUAGAUGAUACAAGAGAAGAAAAUUUUACGGAUAACAAAAAUACAAUUUUGAAUUAUACAACUUCUCGUAAUAACAGAGUCAAUAUUUAUGAUGAUGAUACAGCAUCCGUGGCAUCCGCGACAACUUGUUCCACAACAACAACUGCUACUACUAGUACAUCAGAUUUUCCUCCCGUAGUUCACGUUACUUUAGCUGACUUGAUAAAGAUGCAAGAAAGACGUAAAUCCAUGCAAGAUAAUAUUAAAAAUUAUAACAUGUCCAUUGCCACAACCUCAAUUAGUAACAAAGGUAAACAAAAAUUAGUAAAUUUUAAAGAUGAAAUUGUAGAAUCACCAGGAGGCUCAUUAAGGAAUCCAGUAAAAGUAUCUCCGUCAUCAAUCAUUUCAAAUGAUUCGAGUACAGUUAAAGAUAAUAAUUCAUCACAUCAAGGAGAGGUUUCAGAAAUUUCAAUAACUCCAUCUUUAGGUUUAACAAGAAUAUCAACGAAAGAAUUUUUAGCUGCUAAAAUUGAUAAACAAAAUGCACUCCGUGCAUGGGUAAAAUGUAUAUGGCCACAACCAAGACUUCCUAAUGCGAGACAAUUAACGUCUGGAUUAAAUGCAAAUUCUUUAUUAAAAAGAAAUUUACAUCCACUAACGAUUGGAAUCAUAGUCACAUUAAAUAAGUCUCAGAUGAUACAAACAGCUAUCAUAAGAGGAACGAAACAUAUACCGAAUAGAAUUGGAGAUAACGGGCAAAUAACAUUUUCAGGAAAACCUGAUUUAAUUAAAGGAUUUUACGAUCCAAGAGAAUAUAUACUUUUACAUUGUCCUACUUUUCAUAAUCCACCUUAUCAUAAUGGCGAUCCAAGAAUUUCUUGGACUGAAAAUUUCUUACUUAAUAAAGUAUUACCAAGACUGGCAAACGAAGCUUCACGAAUACAAUGUGAGCCGGGACUGUAUUUGACAGUUAAGGAAACGUUGUUAAGAGGAUUAGGGCAAUAUUCUUUAUAUCAUUGUAAAUACUGUCCAGAUCAUCAUAAUAGAACGUUUACUUAUGAAAAAAUUUAUGAACAUUUGACAUUUAGGCAUUACGUAAAACAAGUACAUGAUGAAGAAAUGAUCAAGAUUAAUCUAAGGGAAUACAUUACAAUUUUUUAUAAUAAUAAUCUACCUCCAAAGAUUGUGUCUGAACUUUAAUAAUUUUAUAUUUUUGGUAAAAGUAUUAUUAUUAUUAUUAUCUCAACUUGUAUUUAGGACAUUCAGAUAUAUUGUUUAUUUAUUAUAUAUUAAAGAUCUUAUAUUUCUAUGUUCCAAAUGUCAAGAUAAAAAAUGCAUAUGAUCGAAAUAUAUAAGGAAUGAGAUGCUAUACUAUCACAUAUGUAUUAUAUUCAUUAUCCUUUUUUAUAUAGGAUCAAAACUCAAAAGGAAUGAAAUGAAAAUAAAAAAAUAUUGGAAUUUAAUCCACUCAGCCAAAAAAAAAAAAA